UCCCCCACAGUGGUCCUGUGCGCUUCCUCCUUCCUCAGCCUUCACCCCGCCCGCUGCCCUGCCCAAGCGAAAUCGCAGGCUGCCCUGCCAUGGACGAAGAUGCGACGACGAGCGACUCGUCCGCUGCCGAGACAUUCGAUCCGGACCUGAUUCACGACAUCUUCAAGCUGGUGUGGAGGCGGCGGGCGGGGAAGGGCGGCGGUGGAGGCAACGAGGACAUCGACGCGGAGCCUGCUCCAGAGACCUCGAGGAGAAAUCGGAGCACAACUGCCAAUGCUAAUGCUCUUAAAGUCAGCUGUGAACUUCUGCGAAUAUUUGUUUCAGAGGCUAUUCAACGCUCUGCUUUUAUCGCUGAAGCGGAGGAUGGUACUGUCAUUGAACCCACCCACCUAGAGCGUGUGUUGCCACAACUGCUCUUGGACUUUUGAGGUACCCCAUGGAACUUCGAAAACCAUUCAUGUCUACCAUGAAAGGAAGAUGCCUGGAUAUCCUUAUCCUUAUCUUGUAAACCCAUGCAACUUCUAUACCGUGCUUUAAGGAAUUAUUACAAAUGCAUUUAUUGGAAUAUUUUCGUGUUUGUAUUGUGUUUAAACACAACAAAACACAGCCAUCAUCACCGUGCUCAAGCGCAGAGUCCAGUUGAUAAAUAUCGGAGCAUGCAGUAUUGUCUUGUUUGCUGUAACACGGACUCUAAAGUCUAAAGUGAUGACUCUAUUUAUAAGUACCUCUAGAAUCAACUCAACUUAUGCAAUGCAUAAAAGUAUAUAUACAAUGAAAUUUUAGUUGGCUCUAGUAGACCUCUACUCAACUCCUCUCCAAUUGAGACAGGAAGAGCGGGUGAAGGCACUGGAGGUGGAAGAUGGGCGGUAAGGUCCCCGUGCGGUCACUGUCAUCCAGGGUGGCGGUGGCGAGGCAGCAUGGUGAGAAAGGGGUGAGAGAAGAAAGAAGAGGAUGAACAUUAGGGAAGAGAAGAAUUUUAGCGAUAGCAGUGGUAGGUGGACGUUGAAGAUGACGGCGAGGGCGCUUGUGGCCUGAUCAGCGACGGUGGCUGGUGUGGCGGGGGCAGCUGGGAAAGAAAAAGAAGUGUGUGAAGACUGAAGAGGAGGGAGAAGAGCACCGCGUCGUUAGGCUAGUGCAAUUGGAAGUUUAGUGUCCCAGUUUCGAGACACUUGGAUGUUGGAAAUAGUGUAAAUGAGUGUCAUUUCCAUGAGGGCACUCACAAUGCAGACUCUAUCAUGGAGUCUAAAGUUAUUUAUUACCUCGAACAAUGUGGACUUGGAGUCUAAAUAAGACUUGGAGUCUUAUUUUUUCUACCUAUUUCUUCAAUAAAUAUGCUGCCACAUCAGCAAAAAACCAUAAAUAAUAUGUAAUUAAUUGUCUUGGACUCUGUGAUAGAGUCUUGCAUUGGGAGUGCCCUGAAACUUUUAUCAUUUCUCUCUAUUUAUACUAUACCACGUCCGCGCAGUUAA
Molecule: messenger RNA, 1469 nt
Organism: Sorghum bicolor (sorghum)
Lineage: Eukaryota; Viridiplantae; Streptophyta; Magnoliopsida; Poales; Poaceae
Product: protein MHF2 homolog
Exons: 5
Coding region: 90-428 (112 amino acids)
Biological process (GO): DNA repair; resolution of meiotic recombination intermediates; kinetochore assembly
Cellular component (GO): FANCM-MHF complex; Fanconi anaemia nuclear complex
Source: RefSeq, a predicted model, not a curated record